Plasmodium vinckei vinckei is the source of this 6408-nucleotide messenger RNA. Its product is annotated as conserved Plasmodium protein, unknown function. Bases 1 to 6408 code for a protein of 2135 amino acids. The record is from RefSeq and is a predicted model, not a curated record. The transcript is spliced from 2 exons. Lineage: Eukaryota; Apicomplexa; Aconoidasida; Haemosporida; Plasmodiidae.
AUGUCAAAUGCAAAUGGCCAUAUUGAUAUUGAAUGCCAAGAAAGUGAUGACGAAUAUUUUAACGUAAAAAAUAAGGGAGAGUAUUCGGAAGGAAGUGAUGAAGAGGACGACUUAGUGGACGACGAUGGGGAAGGUUUAGUGGAUGAAGAAGAAGAAGAAGAUUUAGGGGAUGAUGAUGAGGAAGAUAAUUUGAUGGGUGAUGAAGAAGAGGCAGAAGAAUAUAAUGAAUUUUUUGGCCGUAACAAAGAAGAAGAUGUAAAGGAAGAUGACAUAUUUAAUGAAAACACAUUAUUGUUUGGUAUUAAAACUAGAGAAGUAUUGGAACAAGAAAUUUUAGUUUUAUUUAGUAAUAUGCUAAAAAAAGAAACAAUUUUAAGUAAAGAUGUAAAAAGUAAUAUACCUGUAGACCCAGAGACAUUUAAAAGUGCCAGCUUAAAAAAAAAUGAAAAAGAAGGGACAGGAAAUGAUAAUAAACCUAAUUUAAAAAUAAAAAACAAAGAAGUAUAUAAUUUUAUAUAUAGUAAAAUGCAUCAAAAUGAAAAUAAAAAUUUAGAUAAUAAAAAUACAUAUAAUAGUGAUAAGAGAGAAGACGGAAAACGAACAAGUGUUAGUAGUACUGGAUUAAAUGAAGGUACUUCAAUUUUAAAAACCCCAAGUUUUCAAAACCUAGAUAAAGAGCAUUACAUAUUAGAUCCAAAUAUAAUACAAAUAUUAAGAGAUAUCAAUACAUAUCUAAAAAGAGAAAGAGAAUAUUUACAUCGAAAAAUAGGGACACAUAUCGAUUCUACUUUUAAAAAUCCAAUGUAUGUAACAUUAUAUAUAUAUAAUAAUGCAGUAUUAAAAGAUAUUAUAAUACAAGUAAUAAAUAUUAUUAAACAUGAUUUUGAUAAUGCUAUUUAUAAAGACAUUGAUGAAAAUUUGUUGAUUAAAAAUAUUUUCAUUCUAAUAAAUUAUUUAACAUCGAGACCUAGUAAAGAAUGGUUUGAAUAUUGGCAUAAACAUAUGCCAACUUUUGGAAAUAAAAAAAGUGAAUAUAAUGUUUAUAAUUAUUUACAAAUAGAAAAAAGUGAUAGAAAAAUUUAUCGUAAUGCACUAAAAAAUGAUAUAUAUAUAAAAGAGUUACAAAAAAGAUCAAAUAUUAUAGAGGAAUAUCAAAAAGGAUUAGAAAGUCUAAAAUAUGUAUUAAGUGAUAAAAAUUUUAUAAGUAUGCUUAAUGAGUUUAGAUAUAAUUGUCAAUUAUUUAUAGAUGCAGAUUAUAGAGGUAUUGAAGAAAAUGAAAAAUUAAUGGCUAUGCAAAGAAAAGAAAAUGAAUUAAUGGAAAGUAAACGGGUUCUAAAAGAGGAACUACAAUCUUAUGCAGACAAUUCAUCAGAUGAAGAUGAUCUAAGUGAUGAUAGUGAUAAUAGUAAUGAUGCAAACCCUGAAAACCCUGAAAAUACUAACACCCCUUCUACUCCAGAAGAUGAUAUAAAAAAAAAAAAUAAUAUCGUGAAAAAAAAAAUAAAAAAUAUUAAAAAAAGAAUCAACGAAAUAAAUGAAGAACUACAUGAUAUAUCAAACUUCUUUUUAGAAGACAAAAGAAAAAGAGAAAAAUUAACUCAUGAAUAUAAAGAAAAUAUAUAUUUAAUUAGAAAUAUAUUAUCACAAGUAUUAGGUAUUAGAAAUAUGAAAGGGGGUCGAGAUAUUAAUCUAAAUAAUGUUCAUUAUGCAAUUUUACAACAUGCAUUAGACAAACAUAGCUCUUUAAAUCUGAUAAUCGAUGAAAUGAUAAAUUUAUUUAAAAAAGAAAUACAAAAAUAUGAAGAUGAAAAAAAUAUACAUAUCCCAUAUUUAAAUCAAAACACUAUGAAAAAUAUAUGGGAAUAUGUUCGUCUCUUUUACAAUGUCAUAUGUUAUAUCGAUCCCAUUGAUUUAGUAAAAUCUUUAACAUAUCAAAAAGAAAAAAUAAUAAAACCUGGAAGAAAUUCUGUAAAUUUGGGUUCUGCCAAAAAACCUGAAACCACUUCUAAUACAAUAGACAAUAAAAAUAAACAGGGAAUCAAAAUAAAUAAAGGAGAAAAACGAAAUAGCUUUUUAAAGUCAAAAAAAAAUAAUCUUAUGUUAACACAUCUAGCAAGAAUUAAUCCAUUAUUAGCUAAACAAAAAAUAAGAAAACCAAAUGAAGAAAAACAUAUGAAAAAAAAAAAAAAAAGAUAUAUAGUUAGAAAAAAUAGAAUAGAUUAUUAUGAAAGUAUUUCCUUUGAAGAUUUAGCAUUUGAUAUAUUUUCUGAGGAAGGUUCUUUAAAAAAACAUAAUAUCUUAGAUAUAUUUGAUUAUACAAAUUUAUAUAAAAUACAAGAGUUUAUAAAUAAUAUUAUAGGAAUAAAUGAAGAAUUUGAAAAUAUUUAUGACACAUCUGAAAAUAGUUAUAGUGGUAAUGGAAAUAGUCCCUUUAGAUCUAAUGAAAAUGAAAAUAAUUCUCCGAAAAACCAUGAAAAAACUCAACAAUAUGCAGAAAAUUUUAAUUACUCUUUAAAAGUAUUUUUAAAUAUAUGUAUAAAGGAUCUAAACAGAUGUAUCAGUGAAUAUUAUAAUAAUGAAUGGGAUAUCAAAAUUAUUUUGAAUAUUCAUGCAUGGAUAUUGACAUAUUAUACAAAUUAUUAUAAGUAUGAAAACAAAAAAAGAUUAUCAAACAGUAGAGAAGGGAACAAUAUAAAUGAUACAGAAGAUAGUGGAUUGAAAUAUACACACACAAAUAGUAACAAAAUUGAAGAAAGGGGUUCCCCAUUUAUUUCUAGAAUCCAAAUGGUUCUUGGUAUGCAAAUGUAUAUAGGGGAUAACAGUAUUCAUACUGAAUUUUUAUGUGAUACAUUUGAAAGAAUAAUUAGAGAAGAAAAAAUGAGAAAAAAUAGUAGUAAAAUAAUUUUAUGUUGUUUAAGAUGUUUAUAUGCUGAUUUAAAUUUAUUAGACAUGCAUGCAUUAUCUACUGAUGAUAGUGUAAAAGCUAUUUGUAAAUCUUCUUUAAAUAAUUUCCUAAAAAGAAAUAUAUUAAAUAAAUUAAGUUGGAUAUUAAAAAAUUAUAAAAUUAUGAGUCAUGAAAAAAAUAUUUUUAUUUAUUCUUUAAAAUGUAGUUUAUUAAUUAUACAACUUUUAGAAAAGUUAGGUGGAUCAACUUAUAUUGUAAAAGAAAGUAAAAAAAAAAUAUAUGAUGAAGGAGAAAGCGAAGAAAAUUAUAGUAAUUAUAAUGAGGAUGAAGGUUAUUCAAAUAAUAAUGAUCAUGGAUAUAACACAUUUAAUGAGCCAAUGGAAAAAGUUUAUGUUUCAAAUUUAGUAGAUGAAAUAUAUAGUGGAAAAAUAAUAAAUAUAUGUAUGCAAAUUUUAGAAAAUUUUAAAAAAAAUCGUACAUAUAUUAAUGAUUUAAUUAUAACUUAUUUUGAAUAUAUAAUAAAACAUAAAGACAAUGAAUAUAACUUUUUAAUAUUCUUUGAUAUUAAAUAUUUCUUAAUUUUUAAAGAUAUAAUAAAUGAUGAACAAUGUUAUACUAAUCCACAUUAUUAUUGGAUCGCAUGUUUUUUUGAAAAUAUUAUCUCAUGCUUUUUUAAAUUAUGGAACAGUAAUAAUUUUAUUCCAAUUGAAUUAUUUUUUUCUAAAGAUGUUAAUAAAAAUAUGUCUUCCCUAAUUAGUGAAAAUUAUAUGUUGUCAAUAUUUAGUAAUUACAACGAAGGUAAUGAUAGCUAUAUUUAUGAACAGCUAACUAAAGGGGUAGGAAUAAAUGAUGUUUUUAUUCAAAUGAAUUCAAGAAAAAGAUUAGAACAUUUACAAUGGUCUGAAGAAGAUAUACAAAAUCUAAAAUUAUAUUUCAACCAAUUUAAACAUAUGCAUAGUUAUUUAUCAUUCCUUAGUGAAAUGCUUAAUAAACCACCAAAUACUGUAAAAAACCAAUUAAUUUAUUUAAAUUAUAUUGAUAAACGUGGGAAUGUUUUAAAUUUCCAUGACUAUGAGUCUUUACAUAGUUCAGGUCGAAGUUCUUCUCAAAGUUCGGAUAGUAACUCUGAAAGUGAAGACCAUAUUAGACAUAAAAAAUUAUUUACAAAAAAUAAAGAAACAAAUGAAAAUGCAAAACAUGUUGAUUUAAAUGAUAUCGAAGAAUAUAAUAAAUCGAAAAAAAAACAACCAUUACUUUUUACUAUUUAUAAAUUAAAAAAAUUAAAUGAAAAACAAAAUCAAGAACAUAAUUUAACAACAAAUGAAAUUAAUUGUAAUGUUGAAACUGUUUUAGAAGAAAUGGUUGGUGGUUUACGUUCUUUAUAUGAAUUAAAAAAAUUGUCAAAAAAUAAAUAUCUUUCUUCCAAGGCACAUGUUUUUGAUAUACCAUUAAGUAUGUCAUCUGAUUUAUUAGAACAUCAUUACUUUAAAAAGUUAUUAACAUUACUUGGGUUCGUAUAUAAUAAUAAUAGUGAUGAAUGGUUUUUAGAUGAUAACUUAGAUAUAGAUGUAUUUAGACAAAUUGUUGAAAAAUUUGAAGAAUUCCAUGUUAUACCAAUUCAAGACUUACGAACUAGAUUACAACAUCCAUUAUAUAAAAAAAAUAGUAGCAAUGAAACGGAUGAUCCACAAAAUGAUUACUCACCAAGUGACAGUAAAAAAAAUACAAAAGAUGCAGCAUCUACUAAUGCAGAUGACGAUGAUGACUUUCUAUUUUAUAAUAACGAUAAUGAAAAUAAAGUGACUCAUAUAAAUCCAGAAGAUUGUCAAGAUGAAGAAAUGUUACAUACCAUACCUUUAGCAAAACCAAAAGGAACUCUUGAAUUAAUCAAAUUAAUGUAUGAAUUUUUUUCAAGCAAUGAUGAAAAUUUUCGAAUUUUUUUUAUUAAUCUAAUGAAUACUAUAUCAGAUAGAUUUAAUUUAUUAUUUGAACAUAAACUUAGAGAACGUUUUAUCGAUCAGUUUGGUAAUGUUAUAGCUAGUUCGACAGGUGAUAAUAUCGAUAGUUUUUCUACUAAAAAAAAUGAUGAAAAACAAAAUACAAACAUUGAAAAAUAUAAAAUAUAUCUUACCUCAGAUGAAAAAACUACUAUCAAACUAUGCUAUAAUCGUGAAGCUUUAAAGACAUUACUAAAAUAUUUAGGUAUACAUAUAUACUCUCAUGAAAAAUUAAUUAUAUAUAAAGACAUAAUAAAUGAUGAAGUUGUUUUAGAAAGAAUUAAAGUAAUAAAUAAUUAUAAAACGCUAGCUAUACAAGAUAUUAAAAAAGCUAUUGAUGAAAAAGAAGAAUUAAUUGAACAAAAAAAAAAAAAAAAAAAAGAAAAAAAACCAACACCAGAACAAAAAUUCGAUUUUAUUAAACGAGUAUGUGAAUAUCUACAUUUUAAAUAUGUAACAUCAAAAAUGAAUGCUUCAACGAAUUUCAAUCAAAAUAAUGUUAAUCAAAACAAUAUUAAUGAUACAUAUUUUGGUGAUGAUAAAUUAUUAAAUUUUAUUUAUGAAAAAUUAAAUUCUUGGAAUAAUAAAAGAAAUAAAAAAAAUGACGAUCAAAAUUUAUGUCUUCGUAUCACUGAUCUUACACAGUGCAUUAUUAUCCAAAAUUAUGGAACCGAUAUUGCUGAAAAUGUCUCUGAUGAUAAUUUAGCUAGUUCCUACAUACCAUUUAUUAAAAAUAUAUGUACAUCAAUAAAAGGGGUGGAACAAAAUGUAUCAAAUGAAAUGGGUGUUGAAACUUCUGAUGAAGCAAUUUAUUGGAUUUGCUCAGAAAUACAUAUAAAAUGGAUAAAGGCAAUACUUAAAAUUUUUUAUAACAUCCUUUUUGACACUUCAUAUAAUACUGUAGGAAAAUUAUUUGAAGAAUAUAAAAAUAUAAAAGAAAUAUUAAAUGACACAUCUUACAGCUUUUUGGAUAAUACAAAUUAUGAUCAGACAUCUGAUCAAGUUAACUUAGAUAUGAUUCCACCAAAUGACAAUAUAAAACCAGAUGAUAACAUAAAUGAAAAAAGUGACAUACAGGAAAAUCUACACAAUGACAAGCCUGAAGAAUUGAAUAAUCACAUUGAAGAAAAAACAAUACAGACUUUGAAUAUAAAUGAUGAAUAUAAUACUUCAUUAAAUAAUUAUAAAAAGAGAACCUUAAAUAUUGAUGACAAUCCAAGUUUAAGAAGUAAACGAAAAAUAUGUGAAACUAUUAUGGAACAUGAUUAUGCUCAUCUUUUCAAAAAAACAAAAUUACAAAAUUCUUAUAUAAAUACAUAUAAAAAAAAUAGAAAAUUAAUUAUUUCAUCAUUGCUUAAUAAUAAAAAUAUUAUACAAUAUAAAGAGAUUGAUAUUAUUAACAAGGUUAAACAGAUUGCCAUCAAGGCUCGCCAAAUGGCAUCAACCGGGGAUUUACGAAAAAGAUGGAAAACCCGAGAAGAUGUCAGGACGAUACUUUUAUUAUAA